AUGGCCCAAGCUUUCCCCAUCCAUCUGCCACGGCAGCGGGAGCUAAUCGCCGCCUGGGUAAUCCUGCCUAUGCUAUCAACGAUUAUAGUAGGGCUUCGGUUUUUCGCCAAGACGAAGACGAGAGGCCUGUAUGGCUGGACUGACUGGAUGAUUAUAAUAUCCGCUUUCUUCACAAACCUCUUUUUCGUUCUGGUUCUUCUGAUGCUUGUAUACGGAGGCAUCGGCAUCCCUGGAUACCCAUAUACUAGUACGACAGAGCCGACCGACGUUUCAUUAAUCCACGAUAAGAUCGGAUGGGUCAACAACAUAGUCCUCGUGUUCGCAGUUUACACGUGCAAAGCCUCGAUCCUAUUCCUUUACCAUCGUGUCUUCAUGGGCCACAACGGGCCAAUAAACAUUAUAAUCUACGCGGCAUCAGUCGUAACCAUGAUCUGCUUCUUGGGAAGUGUCAUUGGCUACCUCGCAGCCGUACAGCCUAUCGACAAGUGGUGGAAUUGGGGCGAUGCCACGGCGGCACAGUUCCUGGCUUUCCAGAAUACCAACAUCGCCUACGACAGCCUGACGGUUUUUACCGACUUCUUGAUUUUUCUACUCCCGCUCAAGUCCAUCUGGGGACUGAAUAUGAACCGUGGGAAGAAGAUUGGUAUUAUUGUAUCCUUUUGCUUCGGUUUUGUCACCUGUUUUAUUGCUCUUGCCCGUGUCGUCUUCACACAUGGGUACCAAUGGAAGAAUCUAUAUGACGAGGGAACCGUGUGGACCCUCGCAGGCGUUGAGCCAGUCGCAGGAAUUAUCUGCGCAUGCCUACCUGGGCUACGUCCACUAUUGCCCAAGACCUUCAAGAUGUCAUCUUAUGGCACUCCUGCAAAUCCCAGCAGAUUCAAGACUACUGGUACUACAGCGACAGAUAUCGCUAAAAGGAGUACCAUCAGGGAUCCUAACCCAUUCGCGGUCUUGGAGGAUAACAGCUCGGUAGCGGAAUUCCGACAUACCGUCAGAGAGGUCCCUUCGAGAUCUGAGAUAAGCGAUGAGUAUAUCGAGCUCGAAGAGCGGCGACCCAAGGCUUUUGAUACCUAG
Messenger RNA from Fusarium sp. VM40, 1074 nucleotides. The record is from the annotation of a GenBank genome assembly. NCBI's taxonomy places the organism in Eukaryota, Fungi, Ascomycota, Sordariomycetes, Hypocreales, Nectriaceae.